Bactrocera tryoni is the source of this 983-nucleotide messenger RNA. Its product is annotated as trypsin-1. Lineage: Eukaryota; Metazoa; Arthropoda; Insecta; Diptera; Tephritidae. Bases 1 to 861 code for a protein of 286 amino acids. Gene Ontology annotation, biological process: proteolysis. The record is from RefSeq and is a predicted model, not a curated record. Gene Ontology annotation, molecular function: serine-type endopeptidase activity. The transcript has 4 exons.
AUGUUGAAAAUAUAUUUAGCUGUGUUAAUAAUAAAUGGUGUGGGUGGCCAAAUUAGCUUUUCAUCAUUACCUUGUAACCAUCGAAGUCCGAAAAUUGUAGGAGGCUCGGAUGCCGAAAAAAGCGAAAUGCCAUUUAUGGUAAGUCUUAUGCGACGAGGAGGACACUUUUGUGGCGCUAGUAUUUUAAAUGAGCGGUGGCUUGUGACGGCGGGCCAUUGUGUCUGCAAUGGAUUAAACAAGAUAUUUCAAGCAUCACAGAUACAAGGUGUUAUAGGUCUUCACAGUAUAUCACAAUAUCUUAAUGGUAAUUCAGCCGAAAAAUCGACUCCAACUCGCAUUAACUUUAAAAGUAUUAUACCUCAUCCAAAAUAUGAAUGCACCAACGUAAAACAUGAUAUUGCUCUACUUCAGUUGGAUGAACCUUUACAAUUUACAGACGGUGUCAAGCCAAUAUGUGUAAGUGUUGAAAAUCCUCUUAUAGCAUACGAAAAUCAGUUAGCGAUUGUAUCUGGUUGGGGAUGGACAAAUGAGAAUCAAGAAGAAGGCCACAAAGCAGAUAUUUUAAAAAAGGUUGCUGUGAAAAUCUGGAACAAUAAUAGUUGCGAGAAAUCUUAUAAAAGAAAUGGGAAGCCCAGCAGCAUAAUCUCAGACACCCAAUUAUGUGCAGGAUUCAAAAACGGAGGAGCAGAUUCUUGUUGGGCUGAUUCUGGCGGCCCACUUAUUAUGAAAGAUAAAAUAUUAGUUGGAAUUGUUUCCACGGGAAUCGGAUGUGCUAGACCUGGACUUCCGGGGAUAUAUACACGAGUCGGCAAAUAUGUUGAUUGGAUUGAUUCAGUUUUAAAGAACGCUAACGCUCUCUAAAAUGUACUGUGAUAUUAGUACAAACAUUACCAUGAGUAUUUUGCAUGUGAUAAAAAUAUCUAGAUUGUAACUUAACUUAUACAUAGUACCUGAAUUUGUAAUAAUUAAAUUGUCUAAAUACC